Molecule: messenger RNA, 1021 nt
Organism: Coccinella septempunctata (seven-spotted ladybird)
Lineage: Eukaryota; Metazoa; Arthropoda; Insecta; Coleoptera; Coccinellidae
Exons: 6
Coding region: 256-909 (217 amino acids)
Cellular component (GO): extracellular region
Molecular function (GO): peptidase inhibitor activity
Source: RefSeq, a predicted model, not a curated record
AGUCCUUCGCAUUUGUACAGACACCCUGUAAAAUGAAAGUUAUUAAUAGUUAAGUUACACGAAUCGAAGUCUGUUGUCCUUAUACAAAUUAUCUCUUACAAUAAUUUUUGUGUGAUUCAUAUUUCUCAAUAGUACCUACUUAUCGCUUCUGGAGAAAUGGUAUUGUUUUAAAUAAAACCAGAACGAAAAGUGCGAUACUCAUAUAGAGUAUAUCCAUGGGAAACCUGAUGGUAGGUUCUGUUGAAGUCGUGGAAUAUGAGGUGUAUCUUGAUCAGUGUUAUGUUACUGCAGUCGUUUAGACACAUUUUCUCAGAUUGCAUCGUUGGAGAGACUUGGUACGAAAAAUGUAGAAAAUGUAGAUGUAAUAUAAAUCAGAGACCAAAAUGCGAACCUCAUUCUUGUAACUCCAUAGCCGUAUGUCCCACGAAAAUGAUUUGGAUGACCGACGAGAAGAGAUGCUAUUGCGAUAGGCCUUUACAACAUUCGGUUUGUGUCGAUUUAGAAUUCCAGAAAGAAAUGAGAGGGCAUGCCUGCGAUCAAGAUACCUUUUUUUACGAUUCGUGCACACUGUGUAUAUGCCAGGGAGGUCGAACAGCCUGCGUGGCCUACUCAAACUGUUUCAAUCCAAGGGGUGGCAUAUGCAAUGAGGAUCAAAGCAUUAUAGACAAUUGUUUCAACUGCACUUGCACACAUACGAGGUUUCUGAAAUGUAUUCUGAUAGAAAAAUGUUGGUCUAGAGAAAAUAAACCAGGCAGAUGUCCGACGAAUAAAAAUAUGUUAUUUGAUCUGGGAUGCAUCGUAGGCAUAGAUCAAGAAUGUCAUUAUGAUUACGAAUGUCCAUAUGAGGAGAAAUGCUGCCAAGUUACAGAGUGUUCUUUCAGAUGCCUGAAAGCAGUUAAUGAUACUUAAGUCUAAAAUUUCAAGGCUUACCACAGAGGCCUGGACUAAAAUAAAUUCCUUAUAUACAGAAGAAUUACACCUUUAUGUAGCGAAUAAAUAAAUAUUCACUAAAUAUGACCAA